Messenger RNA from Glossina fuscipes, 7621 nucleotides. RefSeq names its product centromere-associated protein E (gene cmet). The transcript has 11 exons. NCBI's taxonomy places the organism in Eukaryota, Metazoa, Arthropoda, Insecta, Diptera, Glossinidae. Gene Ontology annotation, cellular component: microtubule. Gene Ontology annotation, biological process: mitotic cell cycle; microtubule-based movement. The coding region runs from base 116 to 7315 and encodes 2399 amino acids. Gene Ontology annotation, molecular function: microtubule binding; plus-end-directed microtubule motor activity; ATP binding. The record is from RefSeq and is a predicted model, not a curated record.
GUGAAACUGGUUAAAAUUUUGAAAAGUCUUAGAAUUGUCAUUUUUGUAUUGUGAAAUAUUAAUGUGAUUUUGUGAUUUUUUGCGUUACUUAAGAAGGAAAAAACGUGUUUUUGUAAUGUCGGGCAGAAAUUCCGUAAUGGUAGCAAUCAAGCUACGUCCUAUUCGUAAUCAGCCAUGCAAUUGGCGAGUAGUGCAUAAUUCCAUACAGCUAGUCGAUAGCCAAACGGAGCCAUACUAUUUCGAUCAUAUAUUCGAUCAGGAUGCUACUAAUCAAAUAAUAUUUGAUAAAAUGGCCAAACCAAUUGUACACUCUGCUAUUGAAGGUUUCAAUGGCACUAUAUUUGCUUAUGGACAGACCUCAUCGGGUAAAACUUACACUAUGAUGGGUGAUGAAGAAAAUCCAGGAGUUAUGGUUCUGGCUGCAAAGGAAAUAUUUAAAGAAAUCCAACAGCAUUCGGAUAGACAGUUCUUGCUUCGAGUGGGAUACAUAGAAAUUUACAAUGAAAGAAUCUAUGACUUACUAAAUAAAAAAAAUCAGGACUUGAAGAUACUUAGAGAUGAGGCUAAUGCCAUCAUUAACGUUAAUUGUGAAGAAAUUAUUAUUAUGUGUGAAAAUGAUUUGCUUCAUUAUUUAAAACAAGGCAGCAAGGAGCGAACUGUAGGCGAAACGAACAUGAACGAGAGAUCAAGUCGGUCGCAUGCUAUUUUUCGUAUUAUUAUUGAAUCUCGCAAAAUAGAUCGCAGUGAGGAAGAUACUGUUACUCAAAGCAUAAUAAACUUAGUCGAUUUGGCUGGAUCGGAGAGAGCCGAUCAAACAGGUGCACGUGGCGCGCGUUUAAAAGAAGGCGGCCACAUCAAUAAAAGCCUUUUAUUUCUGAGUACCGUCAUCAAACGUUUAUCCGAAAAUGAAGAUAAAAAAUACAUAUGUUAUCGUGAGUCAAAGCUAACGCGUAUAUUGCAAGACUCAUUGGGUGGCAAUACCUUGACAGCCAUUAUUUGCACAAUUAAGCCCAACACCAUAGAAGAAACCCAAUCCACUUUAAGCUUCGCCUUGAGGGCUAAAGUUAUUAAAAAUAAACCUGCAGUUAACGAAAUUGUUUCGGAUGCUACAGCGAUGAAACGUUUGGAAAAAGAAAUUACGGUUUUAAAGUCGCGUUUGGCUGAAGAACGUCGUAAAAAUGAGAGUCAAAUUAAAGUCGGUGAAUUGGAAAUGCGCAUAAAAAAUGAAGUAUUAAAAAUUAUUACUAGUCAUACUUUGCACGUAAAUCAUGCCCAACAAGAAAAACGCAGGCGCACUUGGUGUCCGAUGUCAACGAAGACGAAUAAUCCACCGUCUGCCUUGCCUAUACCAAUAAAUCAACGAACAGCUAUGUCCGGCAUGCAAUCAUCAAAAAUAUCUUCGUAUCAUACACCUUUGAUAACAUUAAGAGCCAGUUCUCCGGUCGGGAACACAUUAGAAGACGCAACAGCUCUACAAACCGAUAUGUGUAAUAUAAGUGAAGAAUUUAUUCCGGGCGAGCUAGUCGAUUUUGAUAAACUAUCUUUAGUGAAAACACCCAAGCAAGGAUCUAGAAGUAAAGAGCAUUCCCUUACACCAAUACUCUGCACCAAUCCGAAAUUGACCUUAGAGAAAAUUGAAAGCGAUUUUGUGGAAUUGCAAAGGUUUACUAACUUAGAGAAUAAAAUCGAUUUCAAAUAUCAUCCUGAUGCUGCUCUUAAACUAAAAGUCGAUGCUUUAACCGAACGUAAUGCUCUUCUUGAGAAUCAACGUUUGGAAUAUAUACAAUUAAAAGAUGAUUUUUCUGCUACUCGAGACGACCUUACUCAAUCGGAAAAGCGCUGUGAUGAUCUUCAAAAGCAAGUGGAUCAAUUAAUUGCUGCUGAUAAAACUGCUCGUGCGACGAUAGAUAAAUAUGAAAAUGAUUUAUCGGCUCUGAAGUCAAAGUUGCAGCAACUUGAAAUGGAAAAUCGGAAUGCGGUUAAUUUGGAUUUUGAACUGCAACGUCUUAAAAAUAAGUCCAAAUUACGUGAAACAGAAUUAUUGGAAUUUAUUACGGAAAAAGAUAACGCAAUACUUAAAUUAGAGAAAUCAUUGAAAUCGAUAAGCGCAGAGAAAUUCCAAAAUACUAAAGAAUCGAUGCAAAUAUCGGUAAAAGAAAACUCCAAAACUGAUGGCAAAAUUUGCAUUAAAUGCGAAGACUUGCAAGAAAUGCUAGCGGAAAAUGAAAAAGUUUCACAUGAUCUUGAAAAACUUAAAUUACAAUAUGAGAAGUUGGAAUUGAAUUACACGGAAGCGCUGCAACGGAAUGAAAGAAACAUCAACGCGGUAGUUGAAGAUCAAGCGAAAAACAAAGAAUAUUUGCAGGAAGAUAUACAAACAUUAAAAGAGAAAUUACAAACAAUUCAAGAAGCGUACGAGAAAUUGACAAAAGAGAGUGCAGCCGACGAACAGUCAUUAAAUGAAAAACUCGAAUAUAACGCUUCGGAGAUGAAAAUGUUACAAGACAAAUAUCAGAAAUUGGAAAACUCUUGGCAGGAACAACAGCAGUCAUUGAAUGAUAUACAAACUCAGUAUGAUACAGUGCAAAGCAAAUAUUUGCAUUUACAAAAUGAAUACGAACGUUUGGAAAUUUCUUCGGAAAAAUACUUGGCUGAUCGAGAACGCCUUCAAAGUCAAAAUGAAACGUUGCAAAGCGACAUUAAUGAUUUAAAGCAGUUGCUAAAAGAGGCAGAGCUGAAAUUGCUAGAGAGACCCGAAAUUGGUAACGAUACUCAAAAUGAGAAUUCGAAACUAAAAAUGCAAUUGAACGAGUUACAAAUUCAAUUUGAAGAUUUGCAAAAAGAAUACGAUGAUCUGUCCAGUCAAUUGAUGGACAAUUUGCAGGAGAAUGAAUCAUUGAGAGCGGAAAACACAAAAUUGAUUGACGAAUUAAAAAUUCUGAAAGAUAAAAACUCAUAUUUAUCUAAUAAGGAAUUGGAAAUUGUCGAAUUGAAGGCUGAAUUGGAGCGUUUAAGCUUUUUACCUGAAAAGCAGUUAAUGAAUUAUCCAAUUUUAGCCUCCAAUAAUAGUUCUCUCCGUAGUUCAGGUGUCGGCGUAGAAGACGAAGAGGAGUGCAUGGAGAAAGACGAGACUCAAAAACUAUUACUUAACAAAUUUAUAGAGUUAUCAUCUUCCCUUGGCAAAAUUGAAUUAAAAUUGAGUGAAGGCAAUGCUAAAAUAUUCCAAGCGAUAGAUAGCGAUAUCAAAUCUCAUGUUUAUAAGCUCCGUUUAAGCGACAUCAAAAAUGAGAUACAAUUUAUCACCGAUCAGCAAAACGAUAUUGCAACACUUGAAGGUACUUUACACCAUCUUAAUUUCCAAAUUGAGGAAUUGAAAUCAGAUGACCUUGAAAAUACUCUUAAUAACUCGGAAACUAUCACUGAUUCGUUAAAUGAGUAUCAACACAAGAUUGAAUCGUUGCAAGAUCAGAUUAAUAAAGAACGGAUAGCUAAUAAAUCUUUGCUAGAGAAUACCGAACGUGCGUUAAACGAAAUGAAAGAGCAAAUAAUACGUCUUAAUGGGGAGCUUUUGGAAAAGUCCAUAGUGGUUGAGAAAUGUGCCUGCGAAAGUUAUCAGAAAAAAAUUUCUGAUCUCGAGAAAGAUAAGGAGGAUAUGCUUAAACAUAGCACUUUCAACAACACUCCUACAGCCAAGAACAUGAAUGGCCUCAAUUGUGAAGAAUGUAAGGACUGCAAAAUUUGGCAAACGACACAACGGCAAAUGCAAGAAGUUAUCAAAGAUCUAACGCAACGUUAUUUGGAAUUGCAAAAGGAGUUAGAGCAACAGGCGCAAGAACAUAAAGAUCAAAUCAUUAACUUGGAGUUAAAUAAUCUACAAAAAGGGGAAUUAAGCGAUGAAAGUUAUCAUAAAAACUUGGUGGGCCGGAAUGAGGCACAUGUAGUACAGCAGCAGUUGAAAGAGCGUGAAAGCCUUGAAGCAGCAGACACCGAUGAAACCAUUCAAUGUAAGACAGAGCUUAUUAAAAACUCGCCGAGAACUGAGAAUGAAGAGAGUUUGGAAAAAACAUCACAAGGUCGAGAAAUUUUCACAGAAAAACGGGAGAGCAAUGAACAUAAGAUGCAACUUUUGGAAAAAGAAAUAAUUGAUAAAGAACGCCAGUGCAAAGAAUAUGAGACCGAAAUACAAGAGUUGAGCGAAAAAAUCAAAAAUUCUGUGGACCAACAACAACUAAUGGAAAAGAAAUUAAACUACCAUCUCGGAAAAGAGCAGGAAUUGCGUCAAGAAAAUCAGAAUUUGACUGACGAGCAAAACAAAAUCCUUGCAGAUUGCGAAGAGCUGCGUGCGAAACUUUUAUCUCUAACAAAAGAAACAGAAGCUGUAAAAGUUUCAAAUCAUAAAUUACGAGAUUUGGAAAUCAAUAAUGAGCAAUUGCUGUUAGAACGUAGUCAGUUAGUAUUUAAGUUGCAGAAUGCUGAACAACAGGUUUCUGAGUUCUGUAAAGAGGACGCAGCCAGAGAAGAAAUUAUACAAGACUUGCAAAAUAAGCUAAACGACAUACAAGUUAAUUUUGCACAAUCUCAUGUACCGCUCGAGGCUUUAACUGCUUGUAAAAACGAAAAACAUGAGGUGGAGUUAGAGCUGCAGAGAAAAAAGCAAGAGAAUGAGAAGCUUGAGAAGAGGCUGACGGAAACAGAAGAUCGUGAAAGUAGACAGCAAAAAAUUUUCAAUGAGAAAAUGGACCUCAUCACGGAAGAAAAUAGAAAUAUGAAUGAAAAACUUGCUCAGAUGACGUUAUUAGCAGAGCAAUUUAAGAAAUUCGAAGUGAAGUCUUUAGAAGAGAAAGACGCUUUAGAAAGGCAAAACAAUAUCUUGCACCAAGAAAACCUGGCCGCGGAACAAAGACUCUCUCAAGGCAUUGAGGAAAAAAUGCAACAAAUCAAGCAAUUGCAACAAACCUGUGAUAAUUUAACCCAAGAAUUUAUUCAUAAACAAGAACAAAUUUCCGCCCUAACUCGAGCGGCCGAAGAGCUCAGAGAGAAUGAAAACGAAAAUCUUAAAACAAUAAAAACCCUUGACAAUGAAAAUAAAAUGCUAAAAGCCCAGCAUUUAAAACGGGAUGAGCAACUCAAUGAGUUAAGUCAAAAAUCUUGCAACUUACUAAAGGAAGAAAUCGAUUUACUUAAGGGAGAGAAGAAAAAUUUGGAAGAAAAACUAGCUCAGUUGGCAGAUAUAAAAGUGCAAAAGGCAGCACUAGAAGAACAACAUAAGCGACUGGAAGCUGAGUCUUUAAAACAGAAAGAUAAUACGGAAAAACAAGUGGCUUUGCUUCAAGAAGAAAAGCUGAAUGUAGAGAAACGUUUUUUGCAAGAAAUUAAAGAUAGAAGUGUUUUGGAAAUGCAACAUCAAAAUCUAAAGGAAGAGCACAAUUUGCUUACUGCCUCGUGCAAGGAACUAAAAGAUCGAGAAAACAAACAACAAGUAGAGAUAGAUCGUCUUCAUAAACAAAUUCAAUUACUUAAUGAAGAGAAAUCGAAUCUUGCAGAGAAGCUCAAGCAAUUAGAAGAUAUGAAGGGAAAAAUAUGUGCUUUAGAGGUAAGCUUGAAAGAAUUGGAAGAAAAGAAAAACGCUUCAGAGAAGCAAGUACAGACACUUCAGCAAGAAAACCUCUUAGGAAAGACGAAUUUUGAAAAAUUAAUUGAGGAAAAGGAGAAUCAAAUGAAAAAAUUACAAGAAAACUGCGAUCAUUUGAAUCAGGCGUAUAAUCUUCAGCAAGAAAAAGUUUCUACUGUCACUCAACAACUGGAAAAGUUUAGAGAAAUCGAAUUGAAGAAUUUAAAACAGGAAAAUGAAGAGCUGCUUGAAAACAUUACAGCACUUAGCCAGACAAAAGAAAUUUUGGAAUCGCAGAAAAGCGAUUUGGAAAAAUUGGUUAAUGAAUGCAAGGCAUCUAUGAAAGAAGUCUCAAUCAAAUGUGAUAGCUUACGUGAAUCUAACGAACAAUUGCAUCAAACGAACGACCAAUUGAAGCAAACACUGGCCAACGUGCCUGAACGUUUCCGUUUGGAAAAAGAUUUUGCAGCACUUCAGCUGCAGUAUAAAGAAUUGCAGGAUAAAAUGGAAGCAGCGGCUAAAGAAUCAGAUCGAUGCACUAAGGCUUUGCGUGACGAGGUGCAACAUUACAAGGAAUUGCUGGAAAAUCAAUCGAAAAGUUAUAAUAAUUUGCGUCACGAUUUGUCGACUAAGGAAUUGCACGAGAAGGAGAAGCUUAAUUCCGAAAUCGUUGCAUUAGAAAAUGAAAAAAGGAAAUUAGAGGCGCAUAUAAAGCAAAUCGUUGUUAAAACCCUUAAAGAGGAAAUAGGAAAGCCGACUCACGAUAGCAAUUCCUCGAUAGAUUCCAAUCUUUCACAUUCGCCGCGCAGUAGUCGACACAGCUUUGAAGGCAAUCUUAGUCCCGAUCAAAAUGUGCGUCAAUCUAAGUUAAACGUUUCCGUAGAUAAUGCCGAACAUAAAAACAAAAUAAUUGAAAGAAAAAAUCGACGUUCCAGUGUUCACGAUGAACGCCGACGUCAAUCUUAUUGGGGUGCUAUGCACGAUAAAGAAACUAUGACAAUUCCUGCAGAUACAAAGUGCAAUUGUGAGGAACUGGAUCAAAAACUUCGAGAUUGUCAACGUAAUUUAUAUAUUCGUCAAUGUCAAGUUACCGCUCUUAACCUAGAAUUGAAAAACCAUCCUUUAAUAUCUGAAAACGCCAGCUUAACGAAACGUAUACUGGCGGAACAGGAAAAAUAUCGCAUCGAUAUGAAACGCUACAAACAAAAGUUACAUGAACAGACUACAAAGGCUGAAAAAGCUAUGAAUGCUUGGGCAACGAGUAAAACGCAAUUGGAACAAUUACAACAAUUACAAAAGACUGUUGCUGAUAAUGAUGAAGAGGUCUCAGCAGCAGCAGCAUCAAUAAAACCUGCCGUCAUCCUGAACGCGGAAUUGAUAAAUGCAGAGGUGCAAACUGAUGGAGAUUUAAACGAUAUGAUUCAAUCGUUGCAAGGCAAAAACAAUGAUUUGAAAAAGAUCUGUCGUUUUCGUUAUAAAACUAUUAAAGAUUUGGAAGAGAAAAUGGCGCAGAAAGAGAACACCGAGGGCAAUUCGCUAUCCGCUUUAGAAGUUGGUCAAAUAAAGUCAUUAAAGAAUCAAAAUGAGGUUUUAAACAAGGAAUUAAACAUAAUUCAACAGAAAUAUGAAAAUGCGAAAAUUAUCUUGCAAUCAAGACGUGAUGAGAUACGUAAAUUACAGGAACAGUUGAAUGUGAAAAACUAAAUUGAAAGAGCAAAGUAUAAUUAAUUCGCUUAAAUUUAUAAAAUCGACCAACGUUUCCUACGAGGAUAAUAAAGAACUCCGGGAAGUGAUCCGAAGAACGAAAAUUUAUAAAGAUUAAUGAUCAGAUAAUUGCAAAUUGAAAUUUCCACAAUCUUUGGAGCUACCGCAACCGUUCAUGGUGGACACCCAAACUGUGGAUACGUUAAAUAAAUGAUAGACCUUGAAAACGACGAAUAUUGAGCAGGAGAGUUCGGUUGGGCACUAGAAGAAGAAAGAAGGAAAUCUUUUACGUUUAAUUUAUCAAGA